This is a messenger RNA of Aspergillus ruber CBS 135680, 569 nucleotides long. RefSeq lists its product as uncharacterized. Lineage: Eukaryota; Fungi; Ascomycota; Eurotiomycetes; Eurotiales; Aspergillaceae. The coding region runs from base 65 to 403 and encodes 112 amino acids. The transcript is spliced from 3 exons. The record is from RefSeq and is a predicted model, not a curated record.
CCUAACCCCAAUUUGCUAUCGCAAGGUGAAGCGAUUGUCUUUCAGAAACUUACCAACAAUAUGAAUGUUAGAUUCGAGAAAGAUCUUGCUUGCUGGCUCUUUAACCACUUCUCGAGUGUACAGCCAAAUGGUGGCUGACAUUACAGAGACGCAUCGGCCGUGCUUUGCAUAUAAUAGGAAAUUUUGGCGACGAACACUGCAUGGUAGCAUGACUACAAGGCCAACCAUGACUUCUUGCGGUGUAUCUCGGAAUCAGCAACUUAAGAAACAGUCGGGGAAGUGGUCAAUGCCAACGAACCAGAAAUUGUCGAACGGUCCAUUCCAGGAAUUUUUAGACGUUACAAAGAAAUGGGUUCUAACCAAACCAAAACAUUUCAACGAAUUUGGACGAGCAAGUAGCUGAAUGCUUACAGCAAUGAGUUCUACAGUUUCCCAAGUGAUAUAUACCGGUUAUGAAUCUUAUUUAUGGCCUACCAUAAAGCUCAUGAUUUAGGCACACCCCUGAAUGUGUUGUCUAACGAGGGGAAAAGUGGCGAAGCAAUGUCCACGAACAUAUGGGAAGAUUUGAG